AUGGUGCGCCUCACCCAUUCCGCUACUCACUGGCAGCUUCGCUGCAUCUUCGACACGUCCAGCGAGGACGAAAACACGCCGCCCAACGUCCAGGCAAGCCCGCAGCGCACCCAAGGCAGCAAGCGCAGCGAGCAGCCCGCCAGAGACUGCGCCAGCUCCACUGGCACCGCGACUCCUCCAUGGAUGUCGCCGGAGAAGUGCCAGCGCCGCUCCAAGGCAGUGACGAAUCGACCGCCAAGCCCGGAGGCAACACCCCCACCUGCGUCGUCGCCGCCGAGAACCCGUCCAAGCGCCAACCCCACGACGGCGUCGCCAAUUUUGCUGGAGACGCCGCCAACGUCGCCGGCGCGCCCAAUACCACGCAAGGCGCUUCAGCCCCGCCAAGAAGGACGUCGUGCGCAGCGUGAGGCUGCUGCGCCGUACAGCCGUCGCCCGUCGGUGCCUCAGCGUCCGGAUCGACCCGCCGUCGACCCACGUGGAUCGAUAAGCGCCAGCUCGGAUGUGCAGUUCAAUCCAUUGGCGACGGUCUUUCCGGCGGUGCCACACUUCGGGUGGUGCGACUGCCCGUCGCCGUGCCGCGUGGACUCCUGCCGCAACUCGCGCAUGCACCUGUAUUGCAACAUCAAUUGUUGCCCCUACAGAGGCCUCUGUGGGAACGCGCUGGGCGAGUCGAACAAGAUCUACCUGGGGAAGAUGUGCGCACAAAGACGCUCGGAGUGGUCGCCGCUGAGGCCAUUGAAGCUGGAGAAGUCCUCGAUGCAGCCAGAGAGGCCCACGCACCCCGUCCGUGUGGCGAUCAAUGCAGAGAACCUGGGCGGCCUCAUGCGGUUCGUAAAGCACUCUUGCGAGGCGCUGGCGAAGUUUGUUGAGGUCUCCAACGGACGCCGCACCACCGUUGUCGUGGCGAGCACGGAAGACAUUCGUCAGGGCCAAGAGGUGACGGUCGAUUAUGGCGACGACCUGUGGUUCGUCUGCCGAUGCGGAUCGGACAGAUGCCGCCAUCGCCAUCUCCAAGAUGCUCAAGAUCCGUAA
Messenger RNA from Phytophthora sojae, 1032 nucleotides. RefSeq lists its product as hypothetical. The record is from RefSeq and is a predicted model, not a curated record. Lineage: Eukaryota; Oomycota; Peronosporomycetes; Peronosporales; Peronosporaceae. Gene Ontology annotation, molecular function: protein binding. The transcript has 3 exons. Bases 1 to 1032 code for a protein of 343 amino acids.